Messenger RNA from Melitaea cinxia (Glanville fritillary), 452 nucleotides. RefSeq lists its product as uncharacterized. The coding region runs from base 57 to 383 and encodes 108 amino acids. The transcript is spliced from 4 exons. NCBI's taxonomy places the organism in Eukaryota, Metazoa, Arthropoda, Insecta, Lepidoptera, Nymphalidae. The record is from RefSeq and is a predicted model, not a curated record.
CGGAAAAAAGUAAAAUGUUUUAGUAUCUCGAGAAGAUAUUAAGAGUUCUAAGCAUCAUGAAGGUUUUGACGACUGUUUUCCUUUUGUUUGCCGUGUUGAUGACAUUCGCUGUUGAGGCUGAUGCUGGAAGUUUUAAUUUAUCCCUCUCUCUGGAUCCGGGUUUUACGAUCGGGCGCGGUCGAACCAACCGAAGACAUAGGAUGAAUGUGCGUCAUGAAGAAGCAUCAGAUGAUGGCGAAGUAGCUACCGAAUCGUCUAAUCCAGAAGAAGUCCAUAACUUCGAAGUACCUGAAGCGUUCACCAAUGAAGCUGGAGAAGUUGAGGGAAAUGAUGACCGUCCCUCCCGCCAUCAAAAGUCUCAUCGUCGCUCCCAGAAACAUUAAGUAAACGGUUGAAAUGUUGAAAAUCAAUUAUUUUAAAUAAACAGUACCGAUUUGUGUUUGAGUUUUAAA